AUCGGAAGCAUGGAUGAGCGCCAUAGCUCCGCCCCGUAUUAACCAUAACAAGGGACGCUCUCUUUUCAUUGGCUAUUUGUAUCUCAUGAUGGUUAGCGAGCUUUGAGCUAGCAAUGCUAUUCGUGGACCAAACCCGCUACUUUCGUGAGCACUAGGAUUAAAACUCAAAAUAGGAUUGGCUAAAUUGCUAACAGUUGACUGCUGUAAUCCUCACAGCAAGUGUUGAUGUGAAACACGGAAGUAUUCAAGUACAAAUGUGAUGUUUGUUUUACCUUUAACGGUAGCUAGCAACAAUGGAUGCUAAUUUCUUCAUUUUGGCCAUCGCUUGCUAACUAGAAAAUAUUUGCUAGCAAGAGUGGCAAGCAACGUGGAGUAAAAAGCAAUGUUGACAAAUGAACUUGCCAACGCCAGGUGUCAAGAAGAGGAAGCAUAGACUUACUAGCCAGCUAAAUGGGGUUCUCUUACUGGGCCUUUACGCCGGAUACUGAUUUCACAGCAAUGUGAGCCAUUUUGGGAAAGACCCCUGAAGGCUGCGUCCUGUUUGAUAUGGCUCAAAUUUUAUGCACCUACCAGGUGACCCAGAAUGGGAAAGCUCUGGAAAUAGAGGGGCAUGGAGGUUUGGACAAGGCAGGAGAUAAAACAGAGACAUCCCCUGUGAAUGAGAACCCAGAACCCUUUUCUUCUGAAGAAGAACAGAAGAGACUAAAUGCUUUGUCAGAUGAUGACUUUCUUUCAAAGGACAAGCUUGAUGCUUCUUGGUCCCAGAGUUGCCCCUUCACCAAGUCUCUGCAGAAGGCGGAGGCCCUGCUGAGGACUCGCUUCAACCCCAGCCUGAGGUGGCUACUGAGGCAGAAAAGUGAUGAUAUGUGGGAAUUUGAGAACCGGGAUACCUUCGUAGCGUGCCAGAACCUCACCUCUCAGUCGUCUAGCAGGCUGCAGCGGCUAGACCAGGGCAUGCUGGGUCUCAGUCCACAGUGCCAAGUGUUGCGGGGGCCACGGACAGGCCAGCUGCAGAGUUGUGUCAGGGGCCUCACUACAGAGGGCAGUUUCUACCACCACCCUCCAGCCGCUACCCUCAGCCAGCAUUAUGGGCAGUUGCAGUACCUACUGGAACAGCGGGCUCAGCUCCUUUUCCUCCAUGAGUAUGCCCGGCGCACCAGAGUCACCACUGUGUACGUUGACAAACUGACUAGCCUGCUGGAGCGGGAGCUAGGUUUGUUGAUGGACAGGAGUCGAAUCCUGGAGCGACCAAACUCUGCCUGGAGCUUUGGGAUGGGAGGCCUGUGCCAGGAACUACGUAUCCACGUGAGCCAUUGGGAUGCUCUAUGUGCCAAAGCCCAGUCUGACGUCUGGCUGAGAACUGUUCUGUUCCAGAGGACAGAGACCCUUGCUGUCAUGCGGCGGACACUGAGAGUGCUGGGACUGCAGGCCCUGGUUCUGAUGGAACGUUGUAUCUAUACAGCCCUCUCCGCUCUGGCCUCAGCUCAGCUGGCCAGGGUGCCUAGAGAUGCCUUAGAAGACCUGCUGGCUGGGGCAGAGGUCUUUAACCAGGUACUGGAGGAACAGAAAUUCCAGCAUAGAGGCUCGCGGUGGAGAACUCAGACCCUGCAGCUGUCUGACUGGCCUGGGCUGUCUUGUAGGCAGCCCACCCGGAGGGGUAGCCUUCCUGCACCGUUCCCAGUGGUUGAACUGAUGAGGAUACUAGCAGAGCACAGGGGGCAGAUCGCAGCAGAGCAGCUGUACCAAUGGGCUUCCCAACAGAGCUUCCUCCACUCCCAGGCCCUGCACACUGGAGCCCCAGCCCCUACGUGGGAGAAAUUAGAACUGUUAUUCCCGCUGCUUUUCCCUCUACACCCCUCAGAGCCCAGUCCUGAUGGACUCACACUGGAGAACCUCCCUGGGCCCUCUUCAGAUGAAUCCAGGUUGGGAAAACCCUGUUCCUGGUCCUCUGAUCUCCCCUUUAUAGCCUUCAUCCGUCAGGACCGAAAGUCUCUAGAGAUUCUCUUCCAGGCCCUGGUGUCCUCCACAGACCUGAUGGCUCCACACAUCCCCAACAGACCCAGGCCGGAGUGUACCAACACCCCAGAACAUUCUCAAAGGUGCUUUGAGGGAGAGUCUUCACCCACAGAUGAGGCCAGGCAGGAGAUAAAGAGACCCAAGUCAGUCCAGUCUGGGGCCUGUGUGGAGCUCUUUGGUCAUUACAGGACAAUGCUGUGGAGGGAGUUUGGCAAAGCCGUCAUUCAGCGCUUCCACCAGCCGCCAAAGAGAGACCCUUUGGGCAGUGUUAACCAGUGGAACGACCAGAUGGUUUUCCAGCUUGUGAUGUGGCUCAACCAUGGCUGUAGAGGAGAGCUCAUCCCUGAAGAGUGUAGAGGAGUGGUUGAUGACUUCAUCUUACAGCUCCUGUCCAACACUGCUUUUAGGCACUGGGAUGACGUGAUGUGUGCGUCACUGGGCUCAGGACUGAAAGAUAAAUGUCUUCCAGGAGUCGAGCGUGAGAACUGCAUGGUGAUGACAUGUACCAUGGAGAGACUAAUGCAGCUGUCCCCUCCACUCCUCACAGUGCUGCAGUGUCUUCAAACUUCAGCCCACCUGGUCCAAGGUGACAGUAAUGCUCGGACUAUGAGGUCCCUUCACAUAGGAUCGCUGAGCAGAGUGGUGGCAUCUGUCCGAUCCUCUACCUUCUGGGUCAUGAGAAAGGCCUACCAGUUCCUUUCCUCCUGGUCCCUCAACAAGUUCCUGCUUGUCACCCUAGGAGACCUCAAGGUUCUGAGAGCAUCAGUGGUGAGGCUACUGCAGAAUGUGGAGGCCCUGAGUGUGAAUGAAAAUCAUCUCCUCAAGCUGCUGGCUGCACAGCUUACUCAGAGUGUCACAGAUCUACAGGUAUUCUCUGAACUGGUGCUCAGAAUCUUCUCCAAGGACUGUAAGAGGAUGUCUGAGGAGAUCUUUUUGCAGACCAUGCCCCCAGCAAAGCACUGGAGAGUGAACUAUAAAACAGAGUUCCCCAGCAGCCCUAGUGAUUACGCUACUACUGCAGCUCAGAGUGUAAUAGGACAGGUACUGGAGGGGGUGCAGCCCCUGCCUGAGGAGGCUCGGAUCCCCGCCCUGACAGAGGCCAUGACAGCCUUCAUGGAGGCCUGGAUGGAGCACAUCCUCAAGCAGAAGAUCAAGUUCAGUAUCCAGGGGGCUCUACAGCUGAAGCAAGACUUUGACUUGAUCCGGAACCUGAUACGCUCUGAGGAAUACAGCCUGUCAGAGGAGAUCCACCAGAGGCUGCUCUCCCUCCGGGUCUUCCACCAGGUGGACAACGCCAUCGUGUGCCUGCUGCAGCAGCCCAUGGCCAAGCCCUACAUGCCUUCGCGGGGCUGGGAGCCCUUCAGACGCUGCUGUCCAAGUAGUGCCAAUAUGGUGGACCAAUCGUCUAGCAGUCUGAAUAAUUUUGAGAGCAUGGACCUACAGUCUGCAUGUCAACAGGCCCUGGCCCAGGCAGAGGGCUCUAUGAGCCCUGAGCUGCUGGCCUCCACCCCGCAGGAGUCCUACCUGGCCGUGGCACAGCAAGAGUGGCUGGACCUGCGCAUACACAAUGGAAACCGCUGGAAGCUCCCUGGGCUGCAGUGCCUGACAAGGUCAGAGCCCUAACCCUCAGGUAUUCUAUGUAGAAACUCAUUCCUCCUCCAGUCCAGACACUGGAAAUUAACAGCCUUUUGGCCUAAAGGCUGUCCUACAAGGCUGCUCAUCUGGAAGCCAUUUUGCUCUUUGAAUUAAUAAAUGUGUUAAUGCGCUAGGGCCAGUUUACUAGAUUAUGAAGUUACUAGGAACAUUUGGAUGUUACAUUUCCUGGGACUUCAUCUGAACAAAUCAAAGCCAUGUCAAUAGACUAGUAUUGAAGUUAUUUAUGUUAUCAUUAACGACAAAAGGUAGAAAGUAAUAACGUUACUGAAGUUUUUUUGGUUCUUUUCAAAACAACAUUUCAAAUAUUGUGUGUAUCCAUGGCAUGUGCAUAUAAUUUAACAUAUUUUUGUAAAUCUGUGCUAAUGAACUAAUGGAAAGUAAAGAUUUGUUUUUCA
Oncorhynchus gorbuscha (pink salmon) is the source of this 4067-nucleotide messenger RNA. It is a transcript of the gene ccdc142, whose product is annotated as coiled-coil domain containing 142. Bases 547 to 3639 code for a protein of 1030 amino acids. Lineage: Eukaryota; Metazoa; Chordata; Actinopteri; Salmoniformes; Salmonidae. The record is from RefSeq and is a predicted model, not a curated record. The transcript has 13 exons.